This is a messenger RNA of Rangifer tarandus platyrhynchus (Svalbard reindeer), 2301 nucleotides long. Lineage: Eukaryota; Metazoa; Chordata; Mammalia; Artiodactyla; Cervidae. The record is from the annotation of a GenBank genome assembly.
AUGGUGGGUCCGGAGGAUGCCGGAGGCUGCUCGGCAAGAAACCCCAAGUUGCUCCCUUUGCCGGCGCCCGAUUCCGCGGGCCUGGACGGGAAAAUGAUUCGGGCCACAGGCGGCUUUGGCGGAGGCGUAGGCGCUGUGGAGCCUCCCGAAGAGGAGGAGGAGGAGGAGGAGGAGAAGGAGGAGACGCCGCCGCCUCAGCAGCUCCUUCGGCGUUACCUCGCGGCGGCCGGGGCACAGCUGGAGCCCGGUCUGUGCUACUGUCCGAUCCCCGCCGGCCACUCUUGUGGUCCGCCGCCCUCGGCAGCCCCGCGCUCGGACGCCUGCCAGCCGGACGCCGGCUCCAAGCACCGCGACGCGGAGGCGGUGGAUGCUGGCUCGGCGCGACACGGUGGCAUGACCAACGGGGACUCGGGCUUUCUGCUGGGUCAGGACACUCGCGACCUGGCCUGCGUCGGCAGCCGGGAGCCGCGCCACCGCCGCCUCGGUCCGGACGGGCCUGGCGACGAGGGCGCGGACGGCGCGGGCAUCCUGUCUGACUGGGCCGCGCCGCUCGAGGACCCACUGCGGAGCUGCUGCCUGGAGGCGGCGGACGCCGAGGAGCCCGAGGGCUCGGGCAGCGGCGCGAGGGACAGUUCGACCAGCGACGGCAGCGGCAGCGAGGACUUGGAGCGGCCGGGAGCCGGAGCCGGGGUUUCCGAGGAGGGCACGUCGCCCAUCACCUCGGCGGAGAGGACUAGUGGGGGCUCCGGCGCCAAGUCGCGCGUCGAUUUCUCUGACGUUCACUUGAACUCUCGGAAUACGUUCGAGGUGAGCCGCUGCCAAAGCGCCCGCGACCACCUGCCGCCGGCGGGGGCGCCGGUGUCCUUGCCGGCCGCGGAACAGGGCCCUACCGGGCCCUCGACUCGGGCUCGACGGAGCGGCGGCUUCGCCGACUUCUUCGCCAGAAACCUUUUCCCAAAAAGGACAAAAGAACUCAAAUCAGUUGUACAUAGUGCUCCUGGCUGGAAAUUAUUUGGUAAAGUCCCUCCCAGAGAGAAUCUUCAGAAAACUUCCAAAAUCAUUCAGCAGGAAUAUGAAGCACGGACAGGGAGAGCCUGUAAACCACCACCUCAGUCUUCAAGGCGAAAGAAUUUUGAAUUUGAGCCACUUUCUACCACUGCCCUGAUUCUUGAGGAUCGACCAUCAAAUCUUCCUGCCAAAUCUGUGGAAGAGGCUUUACGUCACCGACAAGAAUAUGAUGAGAUGGUGGCUGAGGCUAAAAAACGAGAAAUUAAAGAAGCACAUAAAAGGAAAAAAAUAAUGAAAGAAAGGUUUAAACAGGAAGAAAGUAUUGCAAGUGCAAUGGUAAUUUGGAUCAAUGAAAUACUACCCAAUUGGGAAGUAAUGCAUAGUACGAGAAGAGUUCGAGAAUUGUGGUGGCAGGGAUUGCCCCCUAGUGUUCGUGGGAAAGUUUGGAGUCUAGCUGUAGGAAAUGAACUAAAUAUCACUCCUGAACUUUAUGAAAUCUUCCUCUCAAGAGCAAAGGAACGGUGGAAAAGUUUCAGUGAAACAAGUUCAGAGAAUGAUGUAGAAGGUGUAUCUGUUGCUGAUCGAGAGGCCAGUCUAGAAUUAAUUAAAUUGGACAUAUCCCGUACAUUUCCAUCUCUCUACAUCUUUCAGAAGGGUGGCCCAUAUCAUGAUGUCUUACAUAGUAUAUUAGGGGCAUAUACAUGUUACCGACCGGAUGUUGGUUAUGUCCAAGGGAUGUCCUUCAUAGCAGCAGUUCUCAUUCUCAACUUGGAAGAAGCAGAUGCCUUCAUUGCAUUUGCAAAUCUCCUGAAUAAGCCAUGCCAGUUAGCCUUUUUUCGUGUGGAUCACAGCAUGAUGUUGAAAUAUUUUGCAACGUUUGAAGUAUUUUUUGAAGAAAAUCUCUCCAAACUAUUUCUUCAUUUCAAAUCUUAUAGUCUUACACCAGAUAUAUACUUGAUAGACUGGAUCUUCACACUAUAUAGCAAAUCACUACCACUUGAUCUGGCCUGUCGAGUAUGGGAUGUAUUUUGCAGAGAUGGGGAGGAAUUUUUAUUUAGGACUGGAUUAGGAAUCCUCCGAUUAUAUGAAGAUAUUCUUCUACAGAUGGACUUUAUUCACAUAGCACAGUUUCUGACUAAAUUGCCGGAAGAUAUCACAUCAGAAAAACUGUUCAGCUGUAUUGCAGCCAUUCAGAUGCAGAAUAGUACCAAAAAAUGGACUCAGGUCUUUGCAUCUAUGAUGAAGGAUAUUAAAGAAGGAGACAAGAAUAAUAGUCCAGCUCUGAAAAGCUAA